GUGUCUACAGUAGAGGGAGUGGCCUGGUGAUCUUCAUCAUGACAUCAGAGGCCCGUUCAUCUCAUCUUCUGAGCUGGCUCGGUACGUUGACCAGACACCAGACAUGGUUUCAGGUGCUUUGGGUCCUGCUGGCGGGCGUCGGUCGGGUCUCGCGAGCCCAGCAGGGCACGCAGCCUCAGUCCAUCAAAAUCGAGGGGGACAUCACCCUGGGCGGGCUUUUCCCCGUCCACUCUCGAGGGCCCGUGGGCGUCGCCUGCGGCGAGAUCAAGAGGGAGAAGGGCAUCCAUCGACUGGAGGCCAUGCUGUACGCCCUGGACCAGAUCAACAGUGACCCCGACCUGCUGCCAAACAUCACCCUCGGAGCCCGCAUCCUGGACACCUGCUCCAGGGACACCUACGCGCUGGAACAGUCGCUUACCUUCGUCCAGGCCCUCAUCCAGAAGGACAACUCGGGCGUGCGCUGCUCCAACGGAGAGCCGCCCAUCAUUCCCAAACCGGAGAGGGUGGUCGGCGUGAUUGGGGCGUCGGGCAGCUCCGUGUCCAUCAUGGUGGCGAAUGUGCUCAGACUGUUUUCGAUCCCGCAGAUCAGCUACGCCUCCACCGCCCCAGAGCUGAGCGACAAGAGCCGCUACGAGUUCUUCUCCCGCGUGGUGCCCCCCGACUCCUACCAGGCCCAGGCCAUGGUGGACAUCGUCAAAGCCAUGGGCUGGAACUACGUCUCAACGAUUGCCUCCGAGGGCAACUACGGAGAGAGUGGAGUCGACGCCUUCCUGCAGAUAUCCAGAGAAGCAGGAGGGCUGUGUAUUGCACAGUCCAUAAGAAUCCCCAGAGAGCCCAGGCCAGGGGAGUUUGAGAAAAUCAUCAAGAGACUGAUGGAGACCUCCAAUGCUCGUGGGGUUAUCAUCUUUGCCAAUGAGGAUGACAUAAAACGGGUGUUGCAGGCCGCAAAAAAAGCCAACCUCACCGGCCACUUCUUGUUUGUUGGAUCCGACAGCUGGGGGGCCAAAAACUCCCCCAUCGAGGACCAGGAGGAGGUUGCUGAGGGUGUUGUCACUAUCCUGCCAAAAAGGGCCUCUAUUGAUGGGUUCGACCAGUACUUCACUUCAAGGUCUCUGGAAAACAACAGAAGAAAUAUCUGGUUUGCAGAAUUUUGGGAGGAUGACUUUAAGUGCAAGCUAACUCGACCAGGCAUAAAAUACGACCCCGGGAGGAGAAAAUGUACAGGUGAGGAAAGGAUCAGUCGCGACUCUCAGUACGAGCAGGAGGGCAAGGUGCAGUUUGUGAUUGACGCUGUGUACGCCAUGGCCCACGCUCUGCACAGCAUGCACAUCGACCUCUGCCCUGGCUCCAUGGGUGUCUGUGAGAAAAUGGACCCGGUGGAGGGACAGAUGCUCCUCCAGUAUAUUCACGGUGUAAACUUUAACGGCAGCGCAGGAACCGGAGUAAUGUUCAACGAGAAUGGAGACGCUCCUGGUCGGUACGACAUCUUCCAGUACCAAAUGUCCAAUGUCAGCAACCCCGGCUACAGGGUUAUCGGCCAGUGGACAAACCACUUGCGAAUCAAUGUGGAGGAGAUGCAGUGGUCGGGGGGUGACCGUAAAAUCCCGGAGUCCGUGUGCAGCUUCCCCUGCGAGCCCGGCGAGAGGAAGAAGAUGGUGAAGGGCGUUCCCUGCUGCUGGCACUGCGAGCUCUGCGACGGCUACCAGUACCAGCUGGACGAGUUCACGUGCGACAUGUGCCCCUUCGACAUGAGGCCCCUGAAGAACCGCACGGGCUGCCGCGAGACGCCCAUCAUCAAGCUGGAGUGGAGCUCCCCGUGGGCCAUCAUCCCCGUCUUCCUGGCCAUCCUGGGCAUCCUGGCCACCACCGGGGUCAUCGGCACCUUCGUCCGCUUCAACGACACCCCCAUCGUGCGGGCCUCCGGCCGGGAGCUCAGCUACGUGCUGCUGACCGGCAUCUUCCUCAUCUACCUCAUCACCUUCCUCAUGAUCGCCGAGCCCAGCGUGGCGGUGUGCGCCUUCCGCAGGCUGCUGCUGGGGCUGGGCAUGUGCAUAAGCUACGCCGCCAUGCUCACCAAAACCAACCGGAUCUACCGCAUCUUCGAACAGGGCAAGAAAUCCGUCACCCCUCCCAAGUUCAUCAGCCCCACCUCUCAGCUGAUUAUCACCUUCAUACUCAUCUCGGUGCAGGUGCUAGGAGUGUUCGUCUGGUUUGGCGUCAUGCCCCCCCACACGAUCAUCGACUACGAAGAGCAGAAGCCCCCCAACCCGGAGUUCGCCCGCGGCAUCCUCAAGUGCGACAUGUCCGACCUGUCCCUCAUUUUGUGUCUGAGUUACAGCCUGGUCCUGAUGAUCACCUGCACGGUGUACGCCAUAAAGAGCAGGGGGGUCCCCGAGACCUUCAACGAGGCCAAGCCCAUCGGGUUCACCAUGUACACCACCUGCAUUGUCUGGCUGGCCUUUGUGCCUAUCUUCUUCGGCACAGCGCAGUCCACAGAAAAGAUGUUCAUCCAGACCACCACCCUGACGGUGUCCAUGAGCCUGAGCGCCACCGUCUCUUUGGGAAUGCUCUACAUCCCCAAGGUGUACGUCAUCAUCUUCCACCCGGAGCAGAACGUGCAGAAGAGGAAGCGCAGCUUCAAAGCCGUGGCGCAGGCGGCCACCGUCUCCACGCACCUGUCCCAGAAAUCCAACGACAAACAGAACGGAGAGUCCAAGAUAGAGCCGGACAGGUCCCAG
Molecule: messenger RNA, 2738 nt
Organism: Menidia menidia (Atlantic silverside)
Lineage: Eukaryota; Metazoa; Chordata; Actinopteri; Atheriniformes; Atherinopsidae
Source: the annotation of a GenBank genome assembly